AUGGCUCAGCAGGACCUGAGGGCGACAGACUCAAUCCACAUCAGAGCAAGACAGCAGCCGACCACAACCCCGACAGCCAUCCCUCUCACGACGACUUUCAUCCCACCAGACUCUUGUAACGGCGGACAGCUCACGAUGCUGCCCUCGCCCGGCUAUGAGAUAUGGCUCAACGAGCCCGUGCCAGUUCCUUCGAGCACGUUCUCGGGCUGCUACCCGUCCGAGUUCCUGCAGGACUACGAGACCUACCGGGUAAAUACGAAGGAAGUAGGCUCGCGUGUACCCAUGAUGAAGCCCUUGGUCUGUCCGUUUGGUUGGCACGUGGUCUCAGCAACUGGCAGUUAUCAAGCAUGCUGCCCUACAGAAUAUUUACUCGCUCCGCCAUCAACGCCUGUGGAUGCCAAUCGCCCUGCUUACGGGGGGACAUGUUAUAGUGACUGGACCUUGGGCCAAUUUGCGUCCGUAUCUGGUUACGGGCCAUCUUCUUUCACGGGGAUGGUGUUGGCCUCGGCCACCGUGACUCCGUUCCAGGUCUACGCUCACGUUAUUGAUGGGAUUGCCGUCCCUACGGAGUCGACAAGCCCUUCGAAUGGCGAGACCUCUGGUUCGACGACGGUCAACUCCGGUUCAUCGACCCUGCCCACGGGCGCCAUAGCCGGCAUCGUGGUGGCUGCCGUGGUCAUCGUCCUUGUUUCCAGCGUUGUUGCAUUCCUCCUCCGCCGCCGCCGCCGCCGGCGUCGUCUAGCACCCACACCACCACCACCGCCGCCGAAGGAGAACGGAGACGGUGUGUUUAUAAAUUCGCCUGCCAUCGCGACGCCUUCUUACCCUUCUGAGAUGGACUCAAAGCGUGACCCUUCUGAGAUGGAGUCAAAGGAGUCAAAGCAUAACCCUUAUGAGAUGCACGCAAGGCCCAACCCUCCUGAGUUGGACGCAGAGCGUGACCCUUCUGAGAUGGCCGCAAAGGAGCCUGCAAGAAGCAUCUACGAGAUGGAGGACGGGUCGGUCGGAUGGAGCAUCGCGCGUGCUCAGCCGCGUGUUCAGCAGUCUCCUGGAUGGCUAUAA
This is a messenger RNA of Anthostomella pinea, 1062 nucleotides long. The record is from the annotation of a GenBank genome assembly. Lineage: Eukaryota; Fungi; Ascomycota; Sordariomycetes; Xylariales; Xylariaceae.